Messenger RNA from Punica granatum (pomegranate), 912 nucleotides. NCBI's taxonomy places the organism in Eukaryota, Viridiplantae, Streptophyta, Magnoliopsida, Myrtales, Lythraceae. The record is from RefSeq and is a predicted model, not a curated record.
AUGUAUGCGUCGCGUGGGAAGUGGGACGAGAAGAUGAACGUGAAGAGGCUGAUGAGGGGAAAAGUAUUGACAAAGAGCGGCGGGAGUAGUUGGAUCGAGUUUGAUGAGGCGUUUGAGGUCGUGAAUAGGAUGCUAUUGUCGGGAGAAGUUUUGAAUGAGAUCACGUUCUUAAGCGUACUCAGUGCCUGUUCAAGUACAGCCUCGUUCGAGAUGGGGAAGAAUUGUCAUGCUAAGGCGAUCAAGCUGGGUUUCUUGGGGUAUGUUUAUGUGGGCACGGGAUUAACAGAUAUGUAUGCAAAAUGUGGAGAGAUGAUUAGCUCAAGAAAGGUCUUCAAUUGGAUGCCCGAGCGGGACGAAUUCUCCUGGACUGUUAUGAUUCACGGGCUAGCCAAGAAUGGUUUCGCGGAAGAAUCUAUUGAACUCUUCGAAGAGAUGGAAAGAACUUCCUCUAUCACUCCGAAUGCACUAACGUUCUCCACAGUCCUGUUUGCAUGCUCCCACCCGGGCCUAGUCGAUAAAGGGCUAGCACUCUUUAAUUCAAUGGAGACGAGAUACGGAGUAAAACCAAAUGCCAGGCACUACACCUGUGUGGUGAACAUGCUCUCUCGAUCAGGUCGACUGUCUGAAGCAGAAGCCUUCAUCGAAUCCAUGCCUGUCCUGGCCAAUGGCGCUUUCUCAUCAUAUGCUGCCCUACUAAGUGCAUGCCUGAAAUUGGGGGACGGAGAAGUAGCGGAGAGGACUGCUAAGAAGUUCUUGGAGCUUGCGGACAACAAGAACUCAGCUGCAGGUCAUGUUGUGCUUUCGAACAUGUAUGCAUCGUUGGGGAAGUGGGACGAGGCGUUGAAUGUGAGGAGGCUGAUGAGGGAGAAAGGGUUGAAGAAGUGCGGCGGGCGCAGUUGGAUCAAGGUUUGA